CCGGGACUGUACAGCACAGACAUUCACCUCUCACAUGUCCAACUCCCUGGCAAUGUGCUCAAAAGCCCAAGCGUCGGACGGCUCGCGCAAUUAUGUUCCUCUCACAAAGACAGUUCCUCGGCCAUAUCUCCGAGUCCUGCCAAACGACCCAUACUUCCACCCUCGCCGUCUGGUCAUGAGCGACCGAGACUGGGACCAAUGGGAAUUCUCGUGCGGCGGCUUCGGAGGUGUCGGCCUGCUGGAAGCGUACGAGAGACGACUCGAAAGUCUCGACCAGCGCGACGAUCAGCUGUUCCCGGCAGACUAUGUCAAAGUUUCUUUCCUCAUUGCGGUUCACGGGUACAAAAGGUUCCGCCACAUUAAGAGCGUGCAGCGCACCCGCGGCGGCAUUGCACUCCCGACGUUGCGGCACAGGGUAGUCGAAUGCGUCGCAGAGGCCGUAUUCGCGUUCCUGAAGCAGGCCGAGACUACAAGCGACCAUGACGGCUCUGUGGCGUUCGGCUCCGGAGGCCUCCAGCUGCAGGACUUGUACCUGCUCGAGCUGCACCGCCACGGCAAGACACUUAUCCCCGUUUUGGGGUACGUGCCACCGACCCUUCUCGAGUUCGGCUGGCUCCAAAGCGCCGGCGCGUUCGCUUCAGCUUAG
Messenger RNA from Phanerochaete carnosa HHB-10118-sp, 646 nucleotides. RefSeq lists its product as uncharacterized. NCBI's taxonomy places the organism in Eukaryota, Fungi, Basidiomycota, Agaricomycetes, Polyporales, Phanerochaetaceae. The record is from RefSeq and is a predicted model, not a curated record. The transcript is spliced from 4 exons. The coding region runs from base 35 to 646 and encodes 203 amino acids.